Messenger RNA from Monopterus albus (swamp eel), 9303 nucleotides. RefSeq names its product kinesin family member 1Ab (gene kif1ab). Gene Ontology annotation, biological process: microtubule-based movement. The transcript has 48 exons. Gene Ontology annotation, molecular function: microtubule motor activity; microtubule binding; ATP binding. NCBI's taxonomy places the organism in Eukaryota, Metazoa, Chordata, Actinopteri, Synbranchiformes, Synbranchidae. The coding region runs from base 434 to 5548 and encodes 1704 amino acids. The record is from RefSeq and is a predicted model, not a curated record.
CACCACCCCCGCCAUUUUCCCUACUUUCAGAUUGUCUGACGGAUGGAGUGACGGCGGGCCGCUGGAGCAUCCCGCACCCAGCCUGCCCAUCACGUCUCCCACUCUUUUCUGAUUGACGCACCACUGUGUUUGCGCUCGGCCCACCCAGUGCUGCUGCUGAAGCUGCGGCGGAUCCCCCUCUCUUUCUCCGGCGGAUUCUCCAUGUAUGGAUGCGCUAAGGGAAGAGAUGCUGUAGAUUGACCAAAGACAGAGAGAGAGAGCCCAGAGAUACAGGCUGGUGAGGGGAUUCAAGAAAAAGGCACCGGAGGAUCCCGGCGCUGUUUUUAAUGGGCAGGGGAUUCACCCUCUGCGGUCGUCGAUUCUGAGUUUCUGAGGUGCCAGGUGUGUGUUUGUGUACAGGUCUCCAGCUCUUCCACUCACUCACACCUGCGUCAUGGCGGGGGCUUCGGUAAAGGUGGCCGUGAGGGUCCGACCCUUCAACUCCAGAGAGGUUGGAAAGGAGAGUAAAUGCAUCAUUCAGAUGUCAGGAAACACUACAACAAUCCUCAACCCCAAGCAGCCAAAAGAAACUAAGAGCUUCAACUUUGACUUUUCCUACUGGUCACACACCACGCCUGAGGACAUCAACUAUGCAUCUCAGAUGCAGGUGUACAAGGACAUCGGAGAGGAGAUGCUGCUUCACGCCUUUGAAGGCUACAACGUGUGCAUAUUUGCAUAUGGCCAGACAGGAGCCGGCAAAAGCUACACUAUGAUGGGACGUCAGGAGAAGGACCAGCAAGGAAUCAUACCUCUGAUGUGUGAGGACCUUUUCACCAAGAUCAAUGACAGCAAUAAUGACAACAGCAGGUCUUACUCUGUGGAGGUGAGUUACAUGGAGAUCUACUGCGAGCGCGUGCGUGACCUGCUGAAUCCCAAAAACAAAGGAAACCUGCGUGUCAGAGAGCACCCUCUGAUGGGACCCUAUGUCGAGGAUCUGUCCAAACUUGCCGUCACCUCCUACAACGACAUCCAGGACCUAAUGGACUCUGGAAACAAGGCUAGGACUGUGGCUGCUACCAACAUGAACGAGACCAGCAGCCGCUCUCACGCCGUCUUUAACAUCAUCUUCACACAGAAGAAACACGACAUGGAGACAGACAACACAUCAGAAAAGGUCAGUAAGAUCAGUCUGGUGGACUUAGCUGGGAGCGAACGAGCCGACUCAACUGGAGCUAAAGGAACUAGACUGAAGGAAGGAGCAAACAUCAACAAAUCUUUAACUACUCUGGGAAAAGUUAUUUCUGCUCUAGCUGAACUGGACUCAGCACCCAACAAGAACAAGAAAAAGAAGAAGGUGGAGAGUUUCAUUCCCUAUAGAGACUCAGUUCUGACAUGGCUGCUGAGGGAGAACUUGGGAGGAAACUCCCGCACAGCCAUGGUGGCUGCCCUUAGCCCUGCUGAUAUUAACUAUGAUGAAACCCUCAGUACCCUACGGUAUGCUGAUCGUGCCAAACAGAUUCGCUGUAACGCUGUGAUAAACGAGGACCCCAACAACCGUCUGGUGCGUGAGCUGAAGGAGGAGGUGGCGCGCCUCAAGGACCUGCUGUAUGCACAGGGCCUGGGAGACAUCAUAGAGAACCUGUGCGAUUACAAGAACUUUGUGAAUAAUCGCCAGGCUGUCAAUCAAAGGGGUGAUCUCUCCACAGUGACCAAUGCCAUGACAGGAAUGAGCCCCUCCCCCUCGCUUUCGGCAUUGUCCAGUCGUGCCGCGUCCAUCAGCAACCUCCAUGAUCGCAUCUUCAGCCCGGCCAGCGAAGAGACCAUCGAGAGGCUCAAGGAAACUGAGAAAAUCAUCGCUGAGCUCAAUGAAACCUGGGAGGAGAAGCUGCGUCGUACUGAGGCAAUUCGCAUGGAAAGAGAGGCCCUGCUUGCUGAGAUGGGUGUUGCCAUGAGAGAAGAUGGAGGCACUGUGGGCGUCUUCUCCCCGAAAAAGACGCCUCAUCUGGUGAACCUGAACGAGGACCCACUGAUGUCUGAGUGCCUGUUGUAUUACAUUAAGGAUGGGCUCACCAAAGUGGGCCGUGAAAAUGCCAAGACUCGCCAAGACAUUGUUCUUAGCAGCCAUUUUAUCAAAGACGAACACUGCACCUUCAGCAGCACCACAGGACCUCAGGGAGAAGGAUGUGUCAUACUUGAGCCAUGUGAGGGGGCAGAGACAUAUGUCAAUGGAAAGAGAGUGACCUCACCCACUGUUCUGCGGUCUGGGAAUCGCAUCAUUAUGGGCAAGAGCCACGUGUUUCGCUUCAACGACCCAGAGCAGGCUCGUCUGGAGCGAGAGCGGACGCCGUGCUCUGAGACGCCGGUGGAGCCCGUCGACUGGGCCUUUGCUCAGAGAGAGCUGCUGGAGAAACAAGGCAUCGACAUGAAGCAGGAGAUGGAGCAGAGGCUUCAGGAACUUGAGGAUCAGUAUCGCAAAGAAAGAGAAGAAGCCAGUAAUCUGCUUGAACAGCAAAGGCUGGACUAUGAGAGUAAACUGGAGGCUCUUCGGAAACAAGUGGACUCUCGAUACCUGGAAUCACCUGAGGAAGAAGAUGAUCCCGAAGAGGAAGUGGCGUGGACGAAGCACGAGACCGAGCUGGCUCUGUGGGCUUUCAGAAAGUGGCGUUUCUACCAGUUCACAUCUCUCAGGGAUCUCCUCUGGGGCAACGCCAUCUUCCUCAAGGAGGCCAAUGCUAUCAGUGUGGAGCUGAAGAAGAAGGUGCAGUUCCAGUUUGUCCUGUUGACAGACACUCUUUACUCUCCGCUGCCACCUGACCUGCUGCCUCCCAGCGUGGCCACAGAGAGGGAAAGACGACCUUUCCCUCGAACCAUCGUAGCCGUUGAAGUACAGGAUCAGAAGAAUGGAGCCACACAUUACUGGACUCUGGAGAAACUCAGGCAGAGGCUGGACCUGAUGAGAGAAAUGUACGACCGUGCUGCAGAGCUCCCCAGCAGUGCUGUGGAGGACUGUGACCACGCCCUGACCGGAGGCGACCCCUUCUACGAUCGCUUCCCCUGGUUCCGUCUGGUCGGCAGGGCUUUUGUGUACCUGAGCAACCUGCUGUAUCCGGUGCCCCUGGUACAUCGUGUGGCCAUCGUCAGUGAGAAAGGAGAGGUGAAGGGCUUCCUCAGAGUAGCUGUGCAGGCCAUUUCAGCUGACGAGGAGGCUCCUGAUUAUGGCUCUGGUGUGAGGCAGUCAGGCACUGCCAAGAUUUCCUUUGAAGACAAACAGUUUGAGAAGUUCCAGACUGAGUCAUGUCCUGGUGGUCUGUCCCACUCCAACACCUCCCAGGAGGAGCUGCGAAUUGUGGAGGGAGAGGGACAAAAUGCGGAGAUAGGAAUCUCUGCAGAUGAAGUCAACAACAACACCUGUGCAGCCGUGUUGGAGGCCCCUCACAGUCCAGUGAAGAGUUUGGGCCUGGAUCUUCCUCUGGACCUGUCUCCGGAGAAAGCGCUGUCUCACCUGAAGAUUGGCAGCACCUUCACCUUCAGAGUCACCGUCUUACAGGCCUCCAGCAUCUCAGCCGAGUACGCCGACAUUUUCUGCCAGUUCAAUUUCAUCCACCGUCAUGAUGAAGCUUUCUCCACCGAGCCGCUGAAGAACACGGGGAGGGGACCUCCGCUCGGCUUCUAUCAUGUGCAAAAUAUCACAGUAGAGGUGACCAAAUCCUUCGUGGAGUACAUAAAGACUCAGCCCAUCGUCUUUGAGGUGUUCGGUCAUUAUCAGAAACAGGCCUUCCCUCCGCUCUGCAAAGAUCUGAUCAGUUCACUGAGACCUUCCAGGAGGCAGUUCCCCAGAGUGAUGCCCUUAUCUAAACCAGUGCCGGCCACAAAGCUCAGCACUCUGACUCGCUCCACAGCGGGACCUCGUCACGCCAAAUACGACCUCAUGGUCUUCUUUGAGAUCUGUGAGCUGGAGGCCAAUGGAGACUACAUCCCCGCUGUAGUGGACCACAGAUGUGGGAUGCCCUGCCACGGCACCUUCCUCCUACAUCAGGGCAUUCAGAGGAGGAUCACAGUCACCAUUGCUCACGAAACAGGAAAUGAUAUUGAGUGGAAAGAGGUGAAAGAGCUGGUUAUUGGUCGUAUUCGCAACACACCAGAGACUGAUGAGACCAUCAUAGACCCUAACAUCCUUUCUCUGAACAUCCUGUCUUCUGGGUACUUCUGGCCAAAACAUGAUGACAACGUCUCCUUGGGAGUUGAUCAUAGAACUUUCUACCGAUUUGAGGCAGCAUGGGACAGCUCGAUGCACAACUCUCUGCUUCUGAACAGGGUCACUCCAUACGGGGAGAAAAUCUACAUCACCCUCACUGCCUAUCUAGAGAUGGAGAACUGCACUCAGCCAACAGUGAUCACCAAAGAUUUCUGCAUGAUGUUUUAUUCCCGUGACACGAAGCUGCCUGCCUCUCGCUCCAUCAGAAACCUUUUCAGCACCGGCUGCCUCCGGCCCUCUGAGAGUAAUCGUGUCACAGGAGUUUAUGAAGUCACUCUCUGCCAUGUGGCCGACAAUGGAAGUCCAGGCAUGCAACGCCGUCGCAGGCGUGUGCUGGACACCUCAGUAGCAUAUGUAAGAGGAGAAGAGAACCUGGCUGGAUGGAGGCCUCGAAGUGACAGCCUCAUCCUUGACCACCAGUGGGAGCUGGAGAAGCUCAGCUUACUGCAGGAGGUGGAGAAGACCAGGCACUACCUGCUGCUGAGGGAGAAGCUGGAAGCAACUCUGCAGGCGGGACAGGAUGCGCUUUACAAGAGCAGCAACAUCAGCGACUUUGCAAAGAGUCCCGUCCUCAGUCACAGUCCCGGCAGCAGCCCUCUCCCCGACAGCCCCAACCAGAGGCAGAUGGAGCUGGCUGCCAAGUGUCUGCGUCUGCUGAUGCACACCUUCAACAGAGACUACAGCCAGGUGAGCAGCAGUGCCAGUGAGAGCAAGCUUUCUGAGAUGUCGGCAUCACUAAUGAGAGAUGACUCCUUGUCUGAACUGAGCACGCUCACUCCAUCCUCUACCUGCCCCUCACUGGUCGAGGGACACUAUGACAUUAGACACACUGAACCCAGUUCAGGAGCGUCCACCCCAGAUCUGGAUCCAUUCAGCCCAGUGGAUAGAAAGAAAGCUCUCCGAGGAUGCACCUUUGUUCCUGACAUACAGGAGAUUCGUGUCAGCCCUAUUGUGUCAAAGAAAGGUUACCUGCACUUCCUGGAGCCACACACCAGCGGCUGGGUGAAGCGCUACGUGGUGGUGCGGAGGCCCUAUGUCUACCUGUACCGCAGCGAGAGGGACAGCGUCGAGAGAGCUGUCAUCAACCUGUCAUCUGCAAAGGUGGAAUACAGUGAAGACAAACAGACCUUACUGCGGACGCCCAACACAUUUGCUGUGUGCACUGAGCACCGUGGGAUACUGCUGCAGGCCACUAAUGACAAAGAGAUGCAUGACUGGUUGUACGCUUUCAACCCUCUGUUAGCCGGCACCAUCAGGUCCAAACUCUCUCGAAGAAAGUCGCUCCAGUCUGUCCCGUCCGCUCAGAGGAUGUGAGAGGUGAAUGGGCCCGGUGGGAAAACAGCAAACAAAACAAUCUAAAAGCUCAAUUAACCAUCCUGCUCUACUGAUCAUAGGACCAUAUGAACAAACUUGCACAUAAAACCAUUUAACUACCCAUCUAUAUAUGACAUGACUGAAUCGCUCAUCCCAAACCCCAGCAAAACUGCACUUACUCUCUUUUUGCAGUCGACAUCUUCAACCCUGCAUGGUGCGCUCCCUCCUGACCCUUAGCAUUCAUAAGACAAACUAACCACCCAAACACAGUACUAAACUUACCUCUGCUGGGCAUUGGGACUAGUUCUGUUACUAUAUGGUCAGUCCCUCCAUCAUUUAUCAUAACUGAAUAUAAAUCCCAGUUGUAAACCAACUGCUCAUGUAUUUCUAAUGUCACGAGGUGAGUAGGGAAAUGAAAACAACCUGAAUGUUUCUCUAUGUGGAAGUGUGAUAAGUGCAGGGAUGAUACAGCCAUCAUACACACAUUGUACAUUACCUCAGUUUGGAAUGGUGUGGUGCUUGACAGCAUAGAGUUUGUUUCCCUGCACACUUUUCAGACAGCACAUCACCCAUUUUCACAUUAAAGUAGCAAGAGGAGGGAUUGGUUAGGACAUGUUGUGUCUGUGUCCUUUUCCUUUAACUGGUUCAAUGAAAACUGAGUUCAUGGGCUAGACUAAGGCAAAAUAAUCCACCACUGGGAGAGAACUCGUGUCCUCGUCUUGUUCUUCACAUAUGCUCUUUUUACAUAAUCAUUGUGCGUAUACCCAUAAAGGAAAAUGUUAUUUAUUGUUGCUAUUGUAGGUUCUCUGCACUGUUAUUGGUGACAGAACCACUGACAUGUUUUGUUGCAUGGCACUUUGUCUUUAUUAUAUACACAAGUUGUUUUAACCAAAGCAUUGUUUUCUUGUUGUUUUAAAUGCUGUGCAGAUAUGUUAGCAGACUAUCUGAGAAAUAACACAAUAUUAAAUAAUUAGUUUGACAUUUUGAGAAAUGCUUACUUGCUUUUUUGCCAAGAGUUAGGCAAGAGGAUUGGCAUUAGUAAUAUGGUGUCUGUAUGCUAUACUUGAAGCUAACAUCUGGUUAACUUAGUUUAGAACAAAUACUGGAAACAACUAUCCUGGUUGUGUCUGAGGGUAACAAAAAUCUGCCUACCGGCACCUCUAAAUCUCACUGAUUAGCAUUUCUUAUCUUGUUUAUUUAAUCCAUACACAAACUGACAUUUAAAAAUUACAUGUAGAUAUUAUGCCAGACUGUUUCUGAGCCAGGCACAGUGAUACUGGGUUCCCCCCCCCCCUCAGGGAACUUUGAUUAUAUGCAUCAUCUCUGUUUAUUUAACUUUUGGCAAGAAGGGGAUCAUUUUAUUUCCCAAACUGUUAAACUAUUCUUUUAAAUUGACCUAAGAUAUAAUAUUUUAUAUGGUAAAUACAUAUGGAGGAUGACUGUAUAGUACAUGUGUGUGGUUUAAUUUUGAUCAAACGUGCACUUUGUCUGUACAGGCCAGCAGAGUUGCUACAUACGUUGAUUAAUUAAGUCUCCUCUAGCAGCUAAAUGGGAAGUUGUAAAUGAUACAGGACCUGUAAUCUGUUGAGGGCAGUUACUUUGAGUGGGCAAGAGCUUUGUCCAUGCACCAGACAGUGCCUCCCUUUCUUCACCUCUUUUACUUCUCUCCCUCCUUCAUCAUUGUCUUUGACAUCAACACUGAAGUUAGUUACGUAUGUCCAAGGUUAAGCUUUGUCAAGUAAUAGUAGAUACUGAUCUUUUUUUUUAAAUAUAAAUAUUGAUGAUCUAUGUUGAUGUUUUAGAGAGUAAAUAUUAUCAAUGAUGCUCUAUAGUAUGUUUGUUUAGCCUGUAACAGUACAGUGCAUUGUAUUUCAUUAUCAUUAACUGUAAAUGUCACAUUUAAAAGCAGUUCCCUUCUUACUGUAGCUUUUGUACGGUAGCCACUUGAUAUUUGACAGUCUCAGAAACAAGUACAUUAUCUGUAAGUUAUGACUUUCAUGUCCAGAGAUAGUUCCUAGCUUUUGUCUGUUAUUUUGAACUGUACCAAGAUGACCCCAAACGUUGGUCCUGAAUAAUUAAUAUAUUAUGUAUGCAUACUGUAAUAUUUCAGUUGAAAGGAAUCUUAUUCAUACAUAUACACCUUCUCGACAUGGUCAGCCAACCAUCUUGUCUAUCCCAUUUUCCUCGUUUCCUGCAUGACUGAUUAUGAUGAUUUUAUUGCCAGACCUUACCCACAGUCAAAGUAUUUAGGACUCUAUAUGCCAACGGCCAACGAACCUGUUGAGCAGUGAAGCCUAAUACUUUAAAAUCUGUAUCUGAAUAAUACAAAGUUUGCAUUUACAUUUUUCAUUAGAUUGUUUGCAACUUGCAGCUUCUUUCUUUCUAUUGACAUCUUUAGCAUAGAAUUUAUUUUUUCCAGACUUUUUUGGGUCAUCUUGGUAUAGGUACUGUAUAUACACUGUACGUUGUCUGCUGGAACUGACGACAAAUGAAAAGUUGUACUCAUGAAGAUUUGAAGGAUGAUUAUGUUCUUAAAAUGUAUUGCACUCAUGCAUAAAGCAUCUUUUAUAUUUAUAUAUAAUUCCUUAUGAUGAGGUUUUAAGAAUGUACGGGGGGAACAUCGGGUUUGUUUAAAAACAUUAUGAGCCUGUCCUGAAAGUAGAUUAGAUUCUGAAAUGAUGCCACUAUACCAAAUUGAAUUUAUACACACACACUAUUUUUUUUCUUAAAUUUACAGCUGGCACAUGACUCGCGAUGCUUCCAGCCCUAAUAGUUCCAGGGUAUCAUGUUAAAACCACUUUGUGAGACAGUCUAGUCCAGUAAUCACUGAAAAUGGGUAGAUUGUUUUUUAUUUGGCUGCUUUUUUAACUGCCAUAGCUGUGGACCAAAGCAUGCAGGUCCACUGCUGCCGUCCCUCUCCUACCUUACCACUCGCUAAUGACAGCGGCUUUCCCCCUGAAGCGCUGCUUGUACAGUACUGUCAUCCACGAUCCUUGUACUGACUAACUGGAAACCUUCCUCUUGGCUCUGUCUUGUAUAUAAAUGGAGAUUUUCUGUGUUGGGUCUCAUCACACAGAUGAUAUUAACUCUCUCUUCCUGUGUAUACCGUGAUGAAUAAGAACAACUGGCCUGCUGCUUUGUCAAGUGUCGCCCCAGAGAUGAGAGUGCUGAUCAGGGAAUGGUUUUCAGCUCAGUGUGAGUCAGGUGGCCAUUAUGGACCAGGUAGAUGGUCCCAGCUCUGCACUCUUACUUGGAGCUGCUUGACAGAAGUGAAAACGGGCCCGUCCGUGAUGAAGUCUUAAUCUCAGUGCUUACGUUUAUCUUUUGAGUGUUCUGGAGUUCUCAUGUCUGUGGACACGUAACAAAAGUUGUGAAGAAAAUAUAAGGCAAAUAAAUGAGUGUUGAAACUUACGCAGCUUUAGUGUUCAUUUUUGUUAAUCAUUUCAAAUUUUACAUAGUGCCCGGUUUUAAGAAAUGCAUAACAAUUUAUAGUAAACCUCAUAAAACAGUAGAUGGACUAGUGCAUUCCUACAUGCCAUCUCCUGCUUUCAUGCCUCCUUAUCACUGAGAACAGAUGGGUGUUCAUGGCACUGAUUGUAAUCAGUAAUAUCUUUAGCCUUUUGUCAUUUAAAAUAUUGAGUUACAUUUCAGUUUGCCACAAGUGGAAGCAGAAUAACCUGGUAUUUAUCUGGUUUUGAAGUAGACUUUUCCUGAUUGACACCUAAUGUAAAUAAACCUGUUCUUGCUCUGUCAAA